GAGUUGUUGUUCACUUACGAGAUGCCGUCACUCGCGCCUGUCGCCAUCAUUGUCGUCGUCAUCAUCACCGCCAGCAACAGCUUCACCACGACAGGUGCACAAGGCGGCCAUUUGAACCGGGUGUCCAUGCCAAAGGAAGCAGAGCUGGUGGAGUGUCGCUUCCGAAAGCAAGGUUUGGUUCUCAUCAACAUGUCAGACAUGUCAUCCAACGGCUCCACGCGCACACUGCACGCCGACGUCAGCAGCAGCAGCUGCAGCGGAAACACUUUCCUCUACGGCUGCUCCUUCCAGGAGGACUACGUCACCGUGUGGGCGGUCGUCCUGAGGGAGACACUGGAGGAUGUCCACACCGUCUUCUGCAACAGUUCCACGGCGGUCAAGACUGAGAUCGUGCACACAUCUCUAAACAUCACCUUGACAGCACACAACACUGAGAACGCCCACUCACAGCAGACAUCUUCCAAGACAUGUCCACCAAACACAGCGCUUCAAUCGUCGGUCAGCGCCAUGUUUCUUGCUGUCAUCGGGGUCCCCGCACUGCUUGUACCUCACAUCCUUCUGUCUCCAUAGCAACAAUUGUUUCAGAUCUCAGGUCCAGCAAACCAAGAGGAGGCCACCUUCAGCAACCUGCCCACCAAGCCACCAUGAGAUGAAGAAGCAGGAGGCCACAGCACAGCCUGGGCAACAGUUGUAUUGUUUGUAUGUUUGUAUGUUUGUAUGUUUGUAUGUUUGUAUGUUUGUAUGUUCACAACAACUGUGUCAGUCAGCAGACAUGACUAGUCCAUGUUGGUCACAUCAACUACAGGUGUGCAGUCCGUCUCUCAUGUCCACUCAAUGCCACUACUGCUGCUACUACUACUCAUGCUAGUGACCAUAGAAGAAGAAUGAAGAGACCAAACCUCCCCAUGUACACACCACCUCCCUCUGUGUCCACAGAGUUACAGACACACUGACAGCUGAACAUGUCACCUGUCACCUGUAUGUAAUCAUGCUGGAUGUUUGACAGUCAGUAGUAAGAGUACAUCAUACCU
Molecule: messenger RNA, 1031 nt
Organism: Pomacea canaliculata
Lineage: Eukaryota; Metazoa; Mollusca; Gastropoda; Architaenioglossa; Ampullariidae
Exons: 5
Coding region: 22-570 (182 amino acids)
Source: RefSeq, a predicted model, not a curated record